AGCGGAACCGGAGGGGAGAACAGCCGGCGACAGACCGCUAUGCAGCCCGGCAAGGAAGUCGGACCGGACGGGACCGACGAUUCGACCGGAGAACGGCUCGGGACAAUCGGUAUGUGAGACGCACUCGCGCUGAGCGAGCUGGACCUCCUGUUAACAAAAUAAUUUCAGAUGAUCCGGACUUUUCUAAAAAGGUCCGCAUUAUUCACAGACUUAUUAAGACAGUACACCAUUUGAAAAAUGUGACUAGUGACACUUAUCCUCCUUCUUUAAACAAAAUAGCACACAAUUUAAAGACUGUUAUUAAACCUGCCGUCCCUACCAAACACACACAAAAUAAGAUUGAGGAGAACGCUAAAAACUGGGCCCGUACAACCAUGGUGAUCCUCCGGCAACAUUAUACUCAGAGCGUAGAGGAGGAAUUAAAAGCUCUCUCUGAGUGUUCUAAACAGGACUGGGAGGGCCCGUUCGAGAUAGCAACAUCCUGGGCCAAGAGGAACCUGGGCCGCCGCCUCCAACCUGACUCUCUGGAACAGGCCAGAGCUGAGAUCGUGGCCAAACUGGGGGACCUGGGGACUGCCACUUCAACAGAGGAGGGCCCACCUGCACCCCGCACAACAUCCAAAACAACGACGGCAACGAUGACGGACCACGUCGCUGGAGACUGGUCACCUUCUUCUGAGAUGGAGCAGGAACAAGAGAGGGAACUGACACCUUCCUCCCCUCCAGAAUCUUCACAACCAGCAGAGCCCAAUCUGGCCACACCGAAGGAGCAGAGGGUGUUGAGAUUCGCCGCCUCGAUCCCAGAGACGCCAUCCCAGGAACGGCCAUGUUCUCCCUCCAUCCAACCACCACAAUCUGGUGAAAUUAUGGACACUGAGGGACUGGACCUCACACAGGGGGAAGUCACCCCCAAAAAGACAAAGCGGGUUAGCACUUUAACAGUGGCUAAACCGCAACCAGUGUCUCACCCGGGACCAUCUCGCAGCGGCUUAGACAGACUGACUUCCUGUGUGCAAACCCGGCUUCAGCUUCAAGCAGCAGAGGAAUCAUCAUCUUCUUCAUCAUCUCCUCCUCCUUCACCAGCCUCGCCGGGACAGCAGGUGCGGACGCCGACCAGACAUCCCAACACACACAGGAAAUUGAGAGACUGGCACCUGCAUGUGAAAGAGCCCUGGCUCGUCGUCGGCGAUUCUAAUGUUAGCAGACUGCCCCCCUUUGCAGCUGACAGUUUGCAGAUCGAUGGCUUCCCGGGAGCCAAAUGGUGGCAUGCAGAGUACCUCCUGGAGAAAGCCACUAUUGCCACACCGGUGACAAAACUAAUCCUGUCUUUUGGCAUUAAUAACAGGUCCCAGAGAGACAAGAAUAUGCCGGUGUUGGAACUGAAAAGGGCCCUGAAAGUAGCCCGGCAGAAGUUCCCUGAGGCUAACAUUUAUGUGCCUGAGAUUAACUUUUCUUCUGCUCUUUCUCAGGUGGAAAAGGACACUUUGAUGUACUUGAACACUUUCAUUACAGGACUAAAAGAUCACAUUCCAGCCCUCACCUCAGACAUUUUCACUACAGAAGAGGAUGACAUUCACUGGUCAUAUGGAACUUCAGAGGCAAUGUUACAACACUGGGAGAUGUAUGUAAAUGGGGAGUCCCCAUAAGCCUGACACAUCGGGAGGGGUCAAGUGAUUUACAUGUUGUUGAUGGUGUUAUGAACUUGUCCAAAAAAUUCCAUCCUUCCACUGCUCAGCGGAGCCUGCUGAAUAGAGGCCUGACUUUUAUCCCCACAAAAGGCUACAACAAAAAUUUACAAUUACAAUGCAAAUAUGACAUUCAGCAGUACCAUAGGAGGAUCAAAUUGGCUGCCUUUUAUGGAGAUAAAAAUGAGACUCAAUCUCAGCCCUUCACUCCAAAGUCAUACUGGUCUCCGCCCAAUGCUCAGCUGCCACCCCAAAUUCUUGCUUUGAUCAAAGCUGAUAAUGAAUAUUUUCAAAACCAUUUUCAUGUAGAGCGAAUUAAGUCCAAUUUGACAAUAGAAGAGACAAAGGCUCUAACAGAAUUGAAAGAAAACAAACAAAUUAUUAUAAAACCGGCAGACAAAGGGAGCGCAGUUGUAAUUUUGGACAGGGACCAGUAUUUGGAGGAAGGCUACAGGCAAUUAAAUGACAAAACAUAUUAUUUGAAAUUGAAAAAACCCAUAUACCACGACACAAUACCAAUGGUGGAAAAAAUCAUUAAUAGUUUACACCAAAAGAAAUUUAUAAAUCUAAAACAAAAGAACUAUUUGCUGGGCUCCGCUGAACCAAGGGGAAGGCUCUUUUACAUGCUGCCUAAGAUCCACAAGGAUCCGGCGAAAUGGAGUGUCCCCUUUCAGGUGCCCCCAGGGCGACCAAUCGUCUCAGACUGUGAUAGUGAGACUUACUAUACAGCUGAGUAUCUGGAUUAUUUCCUGACUCCUUUAUCCACAAAACAUGCGAGCUAUAUUAAGGAUACAUAUGAUUUUGUGGAUAAAGUGAAGCAAAUAGAAGUCCCCAUCGAUUCCUUUCUGUUUUCCAUAGAUGUUGACAGCCUUUACACAAACAUUGACAUUGGUGAAGGCAUUGACUCCAUUAAGAGAGUCUUUCAAAAGUACCCGGAUAAGAGAAGGCCAGAAAAAGAAUUACUAAAACUUUUAGAAAUAAAUCUCACAAGGAACGAUUUUGAAUUCAAUGGUGACUUCUAUUUACAAGUCAAGGGUACGGCCAUGGGGAAGAAGUUUGCCCCAGCAUAUGCAAACAUCUUCAUGGCAGAGUGGGAGACUGCUGCACUGGAUAAAUGUAUCAAAAAGCCACUGCACUAUUACCGCUUUCUGGACGACAUAUGGGGGGUCUGGCAACAUUCUGAGCAGGAUUUUGAGAUGUUUCUGAAAACUUUAAAUGACCACAAUGCUUCUAUUAAGGUUAAAUCAACCAUCAGUAAGGCCUCUAUUGAUUUUCUUGACACGACCACCUUCAAAGGCCCAAAUUUCAUGAAUGACCGUAAAUUGGACAUAAAGGUCUUUUUCAAACCUACAGACACUCAUGCCCUCCUAUUUAAAACAAGUUUUCAUCCUAAACACACAUUUGCGGGAAUAGUCAAAUCCCAACUGUUAAGAUUCCACAGAAUUUGUACACAAAAGUCUGAUUUUGGAGCUGCUGUUAAGAUCCUGUUCUCUGCUCUCUCCACUAGGGGGUACUGUUGGUCUUUCCUAAGGAGCUGCUUUAAUUCCUUUCUCCAUACAAAACCAAUUGACGUUUCCCCUCUGCUUCCAGUGGUCAUCACGUAUGCUCCUUUCACCUGCAAAUUGGUCAGGGCCAUCAAAAACAAUUUCCAGAGCCUAGCUCAGAAUGUACAGACACUUCACAAUCACAAGGUAAUUGCUGCUUUCAGGAGGCAUAAGAACCUAGGUGAUCUCCUCAUUAGAGCCCAAAUUUCGCCUCUCUCUGUGCCUAGACGCAGAGAUCAGGGGCAAUUUUUCCAGCAUCGUAGGUUGGUGCGCAGCCACUCUAAUGGCUUUGUUUUUCUGUCUCUGUGCAAAGGGACCCCGAGGUCCAAAAAUUGUAUAUAUUUGAUUACAUGUAAGAGAUGUGGAAUCCAGUAUGUGGGAGAAACAGGUAACACACUGCUGACUAGAUUCACUCAACACAGGUACAAUAUUACACAGAAAAAGAACACUCACACCUACCUGGUGAAACAUUUUUUAAUACAUGGUUGGAGUUCUGUCACAGCGACAGUUAUCCAAGUGAACUCGAGGUGGACAACGCAGCAGAGGAGGAGAACUGAGAGAGUUUGGAUAGCUAAACUGGAUACAGUUUAUCCAAACGGACUCAACGAAAAGGGAUUCAGGAGAUAUUGAUCCCACAGAAUGUAUAUAGUUAUUAUUCUAAUGUUUUCAAUUGUCAUUGCUGCCAUUGUUACUGUGUGUCUCACUCCCUUUCCACAAUUUCCUGGGGAGCAUCCCACCCCUCAAACUGACCCUAAACUUAACCUCGGUGACCCCUAGACAAAACUCAACUCCGGCCCUAAACCUAACCACUCGGACACCUAGUUGGAGAUGAGGACGGGGCAUACCCCCACCCCUGGGAUGGGCCCUAACCUUAACCCCUCCCCCCUCUCCUCUUCACCCCUCCUCCCCUUACCCCUCGCUUCUCCAACCCCAUCCAUGGGACCCCGCCUGGAGCUUCGCUGGGGGUCUCGGGAGACCUGAGGCGGGAGCAGGUAUGGUCUGUGCAUUGGAG
Molecule: messenger RNA, 4241 nt
Organism: Oreochromis niloticus (Nile tilapia)
Lineage: Eukaryota; Metazoa; Chordata; Actinopteri; Cichliformes; Cichlidae
Product: proteoglycan 4-like
Exons: 2
Coding region: 1697-3859 (720 amino acids)
Source: RefSeq, a predicted model, not a curated record